Molecule: messenger RNA, 1497 nt
Organism: Triticum turgidum subsp. durum (durum wheat)
Lineage: Eukaryota; Viridiplantae; Streptophyta; Magnoliopsida; Poales; Poaceae
Source: the annotation of a GenBank genome assembly
AUGCUAGCCAGUAAAAAUAGAAAUGAUUGGUCCAAGGGCUACCAAGCUAUGGGUUCUGGGCUACAAGAUAGACCUGGUGUGAAGGACAUGAGAAGGAUAUUAUCAGUCAGUUACUAUGACCUACCUCCGCAACUAAGAACAUUUUUAUUGUAUAUAAGUUUGUAUCCAGAGGAUUAUAAUAUUGUUGCUAGAGAUUUGAUAUGGCAAUGGAUUGGUGAAGGUUUUAUUCGGGAAGAACAUGGAAAUAGCUUGUAUGAAGUAGGAGAAGACUAUUUCAGCGAGCUCAUUAACAAAGGUUUGAUCCAACCAGCAGAUGUCAGUGAUGAUAAAGAGAGCGCUUGUCGUGUACACGAUAUGGUGCUUGACCUCAUCACUUCCAUUUCAAGGGAAGAGAAUUUUCUAACAUGUAUAGGUGGUCAGCAAUCUGGAUCUGCACCAAGUAAGAUCCGUCGGCUAUCAGUCCAAAGCCUAAAUGAAGACGAUAUCAUGCAAAUGGCAACUAUGAACUUGUCCCGUUUGAGGUCAAACACUGUGUUUGGGCGAGAUAUCAAUUUGUUACCAGCCCUUUCAAGCUUUUCAGUCUUGCGUGCAUUGAACUUAGUUUAUUGUUGGGAUGUGGAUAAUCAUCAUAUUAAGGUUACCUACAGCAUGUUACACUUGAGGUAUUUAUGUCUAUGCAAUACAUCUAUCACUCAGAUACCGGACGAUAUUAGGAAUCUGCGGUUCUUGCAAGUACUAGACAUAAGUGCGACGGCAAUAAAAAUGUUACCAACAUCAUUUUUUCAGCUAACACAACUAGUGUACCUUCAUAUUGGUAUGGGCACGGCCCUGCCAGAACGAUUGGAUAAUUUAAAAUCGCUGCAAGAAUUGCUAGGUAUCAAUAUCGAGUCUCCAUCCAUGCUGCACGAUUUGAGCAAGCUGACGGAAUUGAGGAAUCUUCGUGUUAGGGUUUGUGGAUGGAACGAUGACUAUAAGGAACUUUUUCGGCGGUGUCUGUCCAACCUAAUCAAUCUCAAAAGCAUUAAAUUAAGUGGUGUACAUCGAAACAUAGAUUACGGAAGUGAUAGUUUGUCGCCUGAGCCUCAGCAGCUUCAGUGCAUCCAUCUGGCUGAUAGCAUAAAGUGCGAUGUGCCAAGAUGGAUAUCUUCGCUCUCCAACCUUUCCACCCUUCUAAUCCAGCAUCUAGAAACACUCAGAGAGGAGCACCUUCGAGUGCUUGGCCCCAUGUCAUCACUCUGUGAUCUUCAUAUAUGGGUGGCGCAAACCGCACGAAGCAAAAGGUUGGUGAUUGAUGGCAGUUAUCUGUUUCGGUGUCUCGCAAGGCUGAAAAUCGGGAGUAGCAUCAUGGAGCUGAAGUUUGCACAAGGAUCCAUGCAGAAGCUACAGACCCUUGAGGUUAUUUUAUCAGUGCAGCAGACAUGGGAUCGAUUUGGUGAUUUGGACUUUGUCCUGGAGAACCUCUCUUCACUUAAACAGGUCUAUGUUGGAAAGUGGUAG